AUAUGCAAUUGAUGCUCUUCCUAAGUUUUGUCAUUUCAUGGGCACUUGUGAAUGUUGCUAGUGGUAUCAACGAUGUCUAUAUUCAUGGGUCGCUUCCUGAAACUUAUGAAGCCGUUAACGAUGGAAGUAUUGUUCUCAAGUCGCUUACUUUUACAAAAAUCCGUCUAUUCGGGAAGUCACUGGACCUUGUGUCUCAUAUUGCAUUCGCUUCAAGAAACGCCUCUCAAGGAUCCUCUUGUGAGGACACACGUGUUACAGAAUCAUUUCCAUUUGUAAAACAAGAUGAGUAUUUUGGUGAUGCCAAUAUCAAAUUGCGGGAGCUAACAAAAGAUGAAGCUGCUUUCUUUUUGUGCAUCAGAGCUUGGAUUAUAAAUGAUAGAAUCGAUUAUCUCAGCAAUAUCAGCCUAACCUGGAUUUAUCCUUUCGGACCGCAUAAUGUUUCCUUCAAAACCACCUCUAGCCUUAUGCCCAUAUGGCUCCAAGUUUGCCUUAUUAUAUGCCUUUUUUGCUUGUCCGGUCUUUUCAGUGGUCUUAACCUCGGACUUAUGGCGCUUGAUAAAACCGAACUGAAAAUUAUAGAGUUUGCAGGCUCCCCGAGUGAAAGACGUUAUGCCAAAACUAUUCGGCCGGUGAGAGAGAAGGGAAAUUUUCUUUUGUGCACUCUGCUCCUUGGAAAUGUUCUCGUAAAUAACUCCCUAACAAUACUCAUGGACGAUCUAACUGGUAGUGGAAUUUAUGCUGUCAUUGGAUCUACCAUUGGAAUUACUGCACUUGGUGAAAUAAUGCCUCAAGCCGUUUGUUCUAGAUACGGCCUAUCUAUUGGAGCCAAAACUAUUUGGCUCACUAAAAUAUUCAUGGUUAUUACCUUUCCUAUUGCCUUUCCAGUCAGCUAUAUUUUGGAUAAAAUUUUGGGCGAGGAACUUGGUCAAUUCUACAGUCGUGAGAAAUUGGGAGUUUUAAUCAGAGAACAGAGGGAGCACAUUGUUAGCUGUAAUAAAUUCCUACGUAAAUACACAGCUCCCUACUUCUAG
Protopolystoma xenopodis is the source of this 1031-nucleotide messenger RNA. The record is from the annotation of a GenBank genome assembly. NCBI's taxonomy places the organism in Eukaryota, Metazoa, Platyhelminthes, Monogenea, Polystomatidea, Polystomatidae.